UGCAGUCGGGGAGAGACAAGCCCUUGUGCUUGGUUAUGGGCUCCUGCAUCUCCCUGCAGGGCCACCCGUCUAAAGCGCUGCAAGGACGGGCAAUGCCAGUGGAAUACGUCAUGUACCAGGGCAUCAAGUUCCCCCCUGCGUACAACUCUGAGCAGAGCCUGCACUUUGCCCACCGGGAGUUCCAGGUGCAGGAUGACGACGUCUUCAACGUCACCUACCCCAAAUCAGGCACCGUGUGGAUGACUGAGAUCUUGAGUCUGAUCUGCAGAACCGUCCUCAACUCCACCCGCAUGCCCUGGUUCACCACCCGCCUGGGGCUGGAGGCUGCACUGAACUACCCCCCACCCCGCCUGCUGACCUGCCACCUCCCCAUCCAGCUCUUCCCCACCUCUUUCUUCGGCUCCAGGGCCAAGGUGAUCUACACGCUCCGCAACCCUAAGGACGUCCUGGUCUCCUACUUCUAUUUCUCCAAGAUGUGCAGCUCGUACGAGGACCCCGAGUCCUUCGAGCAGUUCUUGGGGGACUUUCUGAGCGGGGACGUGCCCCAUGGGUCCUGGUUUAACCAUGUGAGAGGCUGGAUGGAAAUGAAGGGCAAGGACAAUUUCUUCUUCACGACGUACGAAGAGCUGCAGCAGGACCUGCGGGGCAGUGUGCAGCGACUCUGCCAGUUCCUGGGGCAGGCGCUGGAUGAGGGAGCCCUCACGGCAGUGGUGGAGAACGCCUCCUUCAGGACCAUGCGGGAGAACCAGAUGUGCAACUCGACACUGCUCCCCGCGGACAUCAUGGAUCAGGAGAAGGGCACCUUCCUGAGGAAGGGCAUCUGUGGGGACUGGAAGAACCAUUUCACAGCGGCGCAGAGCAAGGCCUUCGACGGGAUCUACCGGGACCGCAUGGGAGGCCUCCUGGGGGCGUUCCCCUGGGAUGCGCCCUGGGAUUGAACAGUGGGAAUAAAGCAUCCAGGAGACCACGAGGAGCCAGGGCUGAGUUGCUGGGAGUGGCUGGCUGCCGUGGUUCACACAGCCUAUGGGAGGGAAUGGCUCCGGCCUGGCAGGAUGGACCAGGCUGAGGAGCGUUGCCUGGCUUGGGCAUUUCAUGCCAGUGCUACCUGCCAUGCCCUUGCCCUCCCUCCCACCAGGUUCCAUAAUCAGCCUGGCCUCUUAUUGCCACAGGGAGCACCUCCAGGGUCAGCCUCCAGCCACUGCAGCUCGCUCCCUCGGCCUGUGACACCUCCCUGAACCUUACCGGCACCGCUCUACAGACUGAGGUGCAUGUUCUGGGAGUGAGGUGUUGUGUCAUCGUCUGCCCUGGAACUCUGGGUGCCUUAAAUGCUCUGCUGCUGGGCUCACAGCCUGACACCCAUAGCCUCCGACAAGCCCACAGAGCCCUGUGUGCGCCAGCCUGUGGCUUCCUUCUUCCCUCCAGAGCUGAGUUUCCCCCAGCCAGGCUUUUCGCAGGAGUACGAGGUGCAGGCUUCCUGUCUCCUCCUUGCUGGCAGGGCCCAUCCCACUUAGCUCUGACUCCUGCACUCCCCACACCGCCAGCCCCCUGCCCUGAAGGACCCGAGCAAGGCCAAGUAAGUCUUCUAGUAAAAUAUUACAGCUUCAAAAGAGAAGCAAUGUUUUGGUAAGAGAGUGAAGGAGAGAGGUACAGAUUGGCCUUUCUCACCCUCGUUGUCUGAAGAAACAGUUCAGCAUUCAGUAACUAAAGGGUUCACCCUGGAAAGUGGGUGACCAGGAAGUGUUGGCAGGUAGCCAGGAGAACCAAUGGGAAGAACGUGUUAGAGUUGGCUUGAAAGGGAAUCUGCCUGCUGCUUUUCCUUUGGGCAUUCAAACCAAGAACUGGGGGGAAGGGAGAUGAAUACCCAUGCCUAGAAAUGGACUAGACUUUGGAAGUACAAACAUGUGAGUAGAUAGGGAAUGUUUAUAGUUCGACACAAUUUUCUUUGUUUUGGUGUUUAGUUAACCCCCCCUUACGCUGUAACUAAAACUGAAUCCCAGGGAAGCAAUUCUCUGUGUUUUAAUCUAUUCUUUUCUCAGCUGCUCUAUAACACCUAGCAAUGAAGUAUCCUUUAUCAAGAAUAUCUUUUUGUUUUGUUAAUAAGAACACCCUUUUAAAGACUAUGAUCUGAUUCUUGUGUCCUGGAAAGUAAUAGGAGGUCGGUGAGUGCAUGACUAAGACUGAGAGGUCAGCUAUCAGAGAUUAUUGGGUUUUUUUCAAGUGGUAGCAGAGCUUGGGGUACUCCUCUGAAGAAGUUCCCAGGUGGGUAGUUCCUGGGUUCCGAAAGAAAGAGGUUUUGCACUUGGGGU
Messenger RNA from Pelodiscus sinensis (Chinese soft-shelled turtle), 2306 nucleotides. NCBI's taxonomy places the organism in Eukaryota, Metazoa, Chordata, Testudines, Trionychidae. The record is from RefSeq and is a predicted model, not a curated record.